CAGCUUAGUACAGGGAGUGCGGGGCGCGGCAAUGGGCGGCGCGGGCGCAUGUUGGCGAUCUCUGACGUCUUGUGGGCGGCACAUUCACUGUUCGCCGGCUCGCGUACCGACGCGCACGUAUGAAGACCGAAGAGCAAACCACCGAAGAGGCGGCGCGCCGAGCGCCUGCCACACGCCGCCAAGAAAAGCCACCAUAUUCCUACAUAGCCCUUAUCGUCAUGGCUAUACGACAUUCACCAAAUAAGCGUCUAACGCUAAGCGAAAUUUAUGCCUUUCUACAGCAGCAAUUUCCUUUUUUUCGUAGCUCUUAUCAAGGCUGGAAGAAUUCGGUUCGGCACAAUCUUAGCCUUAAUGAGUGCUUUGUCAAGCUUCCAAAGGGUCUGGGGAGACCAGGAAAAGGCCAUUACUGGACAAUCGAUCCUUCAUCGGAGUUCAUGUUUGAGGAAGGUUCUUUUAGGCGACGUCCUCGCGGCUUUAGACGCAAAUGUCAGGCUCUGAAACCACAAUUUGGAGGAGGCGGUUAUUUAUGCGGCACUGGGGCUGGUGCACUUCCUCCAACACAACCUGCAAAUUAUGAGUUGGCCAGCGGUAGUGGUCCAAGCGCAAGUACUACAACAUCUGUCGAUUAUGGCGCCUGUGCAUAUCCUCAUUCGAGUGCCAGCCAGCAACUUACCUAUGGAGGAGAAUAUUGUACCUACGGUGGUAUGAGUGAUCGUGAGUGGCCUUUAGCGUAUGGACCAGUGGAGUCAGCAUAUCGACCACCUCCGCCGUCGCCAACAUCAAGACAUGAUCUGCCGGACCUCAUACCAAACUAUCAAUAUGCCGUCGCCAAUGAUCACGGUGCUGCGUCAAUGUUUGCCGGAAUGCGUGGUAUGCACGGUCAGAUGCUUUCUGGCGGAUCUCUAGGGGGCUCUUCCAUAAGCACUUUAGGUGGCUUCGGUCACCAUCUGCCUUCAUCAUUGCCGCUACCCCCCGAACGUAAGCCCCCCACCCCGUUGCCAGCAUUGCCGCCAACAACAGCCAUCACCUCCUCUACAGGGACGCCAACGACAUCGACACCAGUACAUUCAUAUUACAAUCACAUUAUGUAAAUAUGUGAUUUAUUUUUUAUGUUGAAAUGAAUGGACCUCAAGAAAUUACAACACUGGACAAAGAAGAAAUAAAGAAUAUAUAUAUUCUAUCAAAUAUGGAAUUGGUUUUUUGUAAGGGAGUAAUCUAAAGUUGAUUUUUUCAAAAUAUAAUAUACGUGUAUUUAUUUAAUCGAAGUCUGCACCAUAACUGUUUAUUAUAUACUUUUGCAAUCUCAUUGGAAGUUCAUUGAUCCCUUUACUAAAAAACCAUUCGGAUGGGUCUCAAUAAAACCUUUGAAGCACUUUUGGACUGCCUUAUCGGAGUUGAAUUUUUUCCCUUGCAAGAACUUAUCCGAAUUUCAAAAGAAAUGGUAAUCUGUUGAACAAGGUCCGGGUAAAAGUACGGUGGAAUUACGGUGGAUGUACAUUCUAAUUGAAGCACUUCUAAUUGUCUGUUGUGUAGUGUGUGGUCUAGCGUUGUCCUGAAGUAUUAGAGGGCUACGGCGAUUGAACAGCCCCGAUUGUUUAUCGGCUAGAUUUUCAAUCAUGGUUUGCAAUUGCUGACAAUACAAAUCUGCCACGAUCGUCUGAUCAGAUUACAAAAAGCUGAAGUGAACAACAUCGGUACUAGUCCACCAAAUGCUCACGGUACAAGUAACUUUUUUGUUUUGACAAGUAACUUUUGGUUUUUGAAAAACAAAUUAUUAAACAGCUGUAUAAAUUUGAAAUUGGAGUUCCUAACCAAAGAGGCCAAAUUUGAGAUCAAAGUGGCAAGUACGACAAAACGCCAUUUUGAUACGUAAUGAUCUUAAAUAAUACGUAAAAAAAACAAAACCGAUAAAUAUAAAUAAACUUUCGUACCUAAUUUUUUAAAUACAAAAUAAUUUUCUAAUUAAGUUCUUUUUUAGGUUUUAUAACAACCCAUAAAGUUUAACCUAGAAAGGUGUUACUUUGAAAGACAAUAUUCAUUAUAUUUAAUCAUUUGUAUUUCCUCGAUAGGGUUUCGAAAUUUAAAUAGAAUUUUAUUAUAUAACUUUAUUAUUCCGUAAGUUUUUUAUAUUUUAAAAUUAAUAACAUCCUAUUACUAAGAAUGUCGCCUUUGAAAAAAUAUUUUAGAAAUGAUUACUACUAUUUAAAUAUAUCUAACUAGAUUAAACUUUUGAAUACCAUAUAAAAUUAUCUAUUCAUCACUUCAUUUAAACAUUAAAACUACAUGGAAUACAAUGAUAAGCCAAAUCUGUGAACAUAGGUUAAACGUUCCACUAACAACCUAGAAUAUGAUGAGACUAACUAAAUUACGAUAAGAUAAAAUUGUACCAAAUAGUAUUGUAGCGAUAAGUUGUUUCUUUUAAUAAAUUACUUCAUCCAAAAAUAUUAUUGUAAGAUUAUUUAUUUUUCACGUA
Molecule: messenger RNA, 2473 nt
Organism: Danaus plexippus (monarch butterfly)
Lineage: Eukaryota; Metazoa; Arthropoda; Insecta; Lepidoptera; Nymphalidae
Product: forkhead box protein F1-like
Exons: 3
Coding region: 120-1091 (323 amino acids)
Biological process (GO): regulation of transcription by RNA polymerase II; animal organ morphogenesis
Cellular component (GO): nucleus
Molecular function (GO): RNA polymerase II cis-regulatory region sequence-specific DNA binding; DNA-binding transcription factor activity, RNA polymerase II-specific
Source: RefSeq, a predicted model, not a curated record